Messenger RNA from Ananas comosus (pineapple), 2561 nucleotides. Its product is annotated as microtubule-associated protein 70-1-like. The record is from RefSeq and is a predicted model, not a curated record. Gene Ontology annotation, molecular function: microtubule binding. The transcript is spliced from 11 exons. NCBI's taxonomy places the organism in Eukaryota, Viridiplantae, Streptophyta, Magnoliopsida, Poales, Bromeliaceae. Gene Ontology annotation, biological process: cytoskeleton organization. The coding region runs from base 292 to 2172 and encodes 626 amino acids.
ACUGUAGCUACUACGAACUCUCUCUCUCUCUCUCUCUUCCUACUUAACACACGAUUAAGGUGUAGACAGAGAGAAAGAGAGAGGAGGGAGACGAAAUAGGGCUCGUGUUUUGUGGAACGCGAGGUCGAUAGAACGAAACCCUAGCGACGAGGUUGCUGCAAUCGAGGAGGGCGAAUUCCUAGUUCCCGAGACCGAGGAGGAGAUGACGUUGGGAAUCGCCUUUUCUCAUUGAUUUUCCUGGUAAUUUGUGCCCUUCUUGUUGAUUUGAUGUGAGAGGGAUCAGAUCCGGGAAUGGCCAAUCUCUGCGGCGGCGCUCGCGAUGGUUUUGCUGCGGAGAACGGCGGCGGGGGAGGCAAUGCGGCCGCCGCGCCACCGCCCGCGGCGUUGAUGUUGGCGGCGGCGUUGAAGGGUGAGGGGAAAUCGGCGCCGGCGCCGGCGGCGGUGGCGCUGAAGCGGCGGCCGUCGAUAAAGCCGAGCUUGGAGGUGGAUGAGUUCAUCAAUCUACUUCACGGAUCGGAUCCGGUCCGGGUCGAGCUGAAUCGGCUCGAGAACGAAGUGAGAGACAAAGAACGGGAAUUGGGGGAUGCGUAUGCGGAGAUUAAGGCACUGAGGUUGUCGGAGCGUGCGAGGGAGAAGGCCGUUGAGGAACUCACGGAAGAGUUGGCAAAAGUGGACGAGAAACUCAAGCUUACUGAGUCACUUCUUGAGAGCAAAAAUCUUGAGAUUAAAAGGAUAAAUGAUGAAAAGAAAACAGCAUUGGCUGCCCAGUUUGCAGCAGAAGCUACACUUAGAAGAGUUCAUGCAGCUCAAAAAGAUGACGACAUGCCCCCAAUUGAAGCCAUUCUUGCGCCACUUGAAGCAGAACUAAAGCUAGCUCGCCAAGAGAUUGCAAAGCUACAGGAUGACAACAGGGCAUUAGAUCGUCUUACGAAGUCAAAGGAAGCAGCCCUACUAGAAGCAGAAAGAACUGUUCAGAUUGCAUUAACCAAAGCCUCUUUGGUGGAUGAUCUACAAAACAAAAACCAAGAACUCAUGAAACAAAUUGAGAUCUGUCAGGAAGAGAACAAGAUUUUGGAUAAGAUGCACCGUCAGAAAGUUGCUGAGGUUGAGAAGCUCAGCCAAACUGUACGAGAGCUUGAAGAAGCUGUUCUUGCUGGUGGUGCAGCUGCAAAUGCUGUUAGGGAUUACCAGAGAAAAGUUCAGGAGAUGAAUGAAGAAAUGAAGACCCUUGAUCGAGAGCUAGCUCGUGCGAAGGUUACAGCGAACAGAGUUGCGGUCGUGGUGGCAAAUGAGUGGAAAGAUGCCAACGACAAAGUAAUGCCUGUUAGACAGUGGCUUGAAGAAAGAAGGUUCAUGCAAGGGGAAAUGCAGCAACUGCGGGAUAAGCUUGCAAUAACUGAACGAACUGCAAAAUCUGAAGCUCAACUUAAAGAAAAGUAUCAAUUGCGGCUUAAAGUACUAGAAGAAGGAUUGAGAAUGUCUGCAAAUGGUACUACUGCCCGAACCAAUGUGGAUGGAAGGAGUCUAAGCAACGGCCGUUCACGCCGCCAGUCUCUUGGAGGGGCUGAGAGUAUCUCUAAGAUUAAUGGCUUCUUAUCGAAGAGGCCAUCUUUUCAGAUGAGAACCAGUAGCACUUGUACAAUAGUCAAUCAUGCAAAAGGGACGUCAAAGUCAUUUGAUGGGGGUAGUAGAUCACUUAAAGCACUUGAAAAUGGGGCUGGCCUUUCAAUGAACAAAUCCUCUGAUGCCUUUGGAGAUAAGGAGGCACAUAAUAAUUGGGAGGAAAAUCCAGAUAAGAAACCGAACGAAAUGUCAAGUAUUGAUUUGAAUGAUUGUGUGUCUGGUUUGCUAUAUGAUAUGUUGCAAAAGGAAGUAAUCAUCCUAAGGAAAGCAUGCUAUGAAAAGGAUCAGAGUCUGAAAGAUAAGGAUGAUGCAAUUGAGAUGCUGGCAAAGAAAGUAGAUACUUUGACUAAAGCAAUGGAAGUAGAUGCCAAGAAAAUGAGAAGAGAAUUAGCUGCAAUGGAGAAGGAGGUGUCUGCUAUGCGAUUAGAGAAAGAGCAAGAUAAUAAGGCUAAGCGGACUACUACUACUACCAAGGCUGCUGUAAACAGUUCACAGCUGCCGCUUGCAAGAAAUGUGCCUCGCACUGGUCUGACACAAAAUCUUCAAUGAGUGGAGAUGUUCACAAUGCAAUCUAUCCUCUCUUCCAUGUUGCUUUUAAUAUCGAGAAUGAUCCGAUUGGGAAUUCGAAGCUAAGAGGUAGGCCUUUUCAUCUGACUAGUAAUUAACUCUAUCGUAGUGGGCUGCUUCCUUGUAGAUGUGUUGCCGAGUUUUGGCCAACACUGAUGACACCUGUUUUGGUAGUGUGUUUUCUGUCGUUUGUAUUGGUCGGUCGGCCCGGUGUUUUUGUCUCGUUGCUGUAAUCUUCUGUGUGGUGUUUCUUUUUUCUUCUUUUUCCUUGUUUUGUCCCCCUUGUAUAAGGCUGUGAAUAACAUUGUAAUCCCAGAUACAUAAGUAUGUGUGUUAUUCAUCCAAGCUGAGCUUGCUUUGAUUUUAGCUAA